CUAGCCUUCAACAACAGGUACUAGUCAGAGCAUGUGCGAUUUGCUUACAAAGAAACACAAAUGGAGAACCUGGCGACGAAGAAGAAUUGGACUGAUGAAGAACGGCUAGAGCUGGCGGCGCAGCUAGAUGCUCAGCUUGAUGAGUUCAUAGAUGGCUUGGAAAAGAAACGAUAUGAAGAAGGCUGGCCAGAAGAUCGCUGGCAGGAGGAAAUGGACAAGCAUCCGUUUUUCAUGAAGAAAACACCACAGCCCGGCGAUGAGGUGCAUCCCAUGUUUGAAGGUCUGCAGAAGCUCAAAUAUGAUCCGGAGGAGAAUACGCUAGAAGAGCUGGCACUCAAUUACAAAGAGGACGGCAACUUUUACAUGAAGCACAAGAAAUUCCGCAUGGCAGUCUACUCAUUCACUGAAGCCAUCAAAACAAAAUGUGAAAAUCAGGAUGUUAUGGGUGUGCUCUAUAACAAUCGCUCCGCUGCCCAUUUCUUUAUAAAGAAUUAUCGUUCGGCCUUGAGUGAUGCACAGCGUGCUCUGUUUUACAAACCAGACUAUACGAAGGCACGUUGGCGUGCUGCGCAAUGUGCUCAUGAAUUGGAUAAGUUUGAUGUGUGUACGAAGCUCUGCGAGGAGCUGCUUGAAGUGGAUAUCGAUCACAAGGAUGCCAAGGCGUUGCUGCAUAAGAAUAAAAUGAAAAAGCUCGAUGUGGAGCGCAAUCAGCGCAAGGAAGCUGCCGAGACAAAGCGCAACUUGGCCCGUUUCCAGAAGCUGCGUGCAGCGUUGGAGCAACGCGCUAUCAAAUUUGAUGAUCAACCAAUUAAUAAACGCGCCAAUAUUACGGAACAAUUGCUGGUUCCAAAGUUUUUACCCCUAGAGGAUUAUCCAGUACAUUUGGAUGCUGAUGAUAACAGCACCUUGAUUUGGCCCGCUGCCUUCUCUUAUCCCGAAUUCCUACUCAGCGACUUUCAACAGCAGCUGCCAGAGACGGCCACCAUGAAGGAUUGCCUAAACACACUCUUCGCCGAACCGCUGCCAUGCGAUAGGACUCUCAGCUAUCGUCCGGAUAAUGUUAAUGUCUACUAUGAGAAUCGCAAAGCUGCCUGUGUGCACAAGGUGGAUCCCGAGAAGACAUUAAGAGAGAUUAUAAAUGAAAAGGGUUUCUUUGUGUCCGGCGGCGCUUUGCUGUUCUAUGUGGUAACAAAGAAUACGCGCACGGAACAGGAGUUCAUACAUCAACAGCGACGACCCAUGGUCUACAGUUGAGUGGGAAUGGGAUGACUAUCAUAAGCAUAAACAUUGUAAUUUUAGUAGUUGUUAACAAGCAGUUGAGUAAUUUUUAUUGUUCUUAAAUUUCAUUUGCUGCGAAAGUAUAUAUAUUUAUAUAUUAGUCACGGUACAUAUGAGCCUUGUUAGCGCUGUAAAAGAAGCUUUUUCAUUAUCCAUAGUUCAUAUAUCCUGGCAGAAGAAGCUUACACAUAUUUUAAUAUGUGCUACAUAUAUAAUAAAGAUCUGUGUUUGUAAGACUUUGGACAUUUGGUUAGCUAAUUUCGAUUUUACAAUUAGUUUG
Drosophila hydei is the source of this 1558-nucleotide messenger RNA. RefSeq names its product tetratricopeptide repeat protein 4 (gene Dpit47). The record is from RefSeq and is a predicted model, not a curated record. The coding region runs from base 61 to 1254 and encodes 397 amino acids. The transcript is spliced from 2 exons. Gene Ontology annotation, molecular function: Hsp90 protein binding. Lineage: Eukaryota; Metazoa; Arthropoda; Insecta; Diptera; Drosophilidae.